UGCGAGGGGGCCGGGGCAAGCAAGGGGCAAGGAGGGGGCCACGGCGUGCCCCACUCUGUUUUUUACGGCACGGCUUUCUGUGUAACAUUAUUUUAUUUAAUUUUGUGAAAUGUUUCGGUGUUAUUUGUGAAAAUUCGGGAAGUCGGAAACGGUAAUACGAGAUGCAGGGCCUGGUGAGCGACAAGACGUUCCACCUCAAGUGGAACAACCACCUGCAGAACCUGAGCCAGCUGUUCACCACCAUCUACUCGUCGUCGGCGCUGGCCGACGUCACUCUCUCCUGCCGCGACGGGACCCUCAAGGCUCAUAAACUGGUGCUCUCAGCAUGCAGUCCCUACUUCGAACAGAUAUUCAGGGACAACCCAUGCCAGCAUCCUAUAGUGAUUUUAAAAGGGAUCCCAUUCUCUGAGAUAAACCUCCUUGUGGAGUUUAUGUACAAGGGAUCUGUAGACGUUCAGGAGUUGGAUUUACAGUCCCUAAUGCACACGGCCUCUGAACUGGAGAUCCGGGGACUGGCUUAUGAGGCUCGAGAUAAUGCUGCGCAGAUGUUGAAUGUUAACUUGGAGUACCCGGCGGCAUAUUCACAGACACCGGCAGCAACAUCGCAGCAGACAUACCCGCAACAAGCACGGACCGAUGUGGAGAGAUUAAAGCAGAUACACUUGUACCAACAAUCGAUGAUGCGCGCUGAAGAGAUUCGCCGUCGACGUCGCGAUGAAUCUUCGACCACCCACACUGCAGUCAACAACAUUUUGGCUGCUGCAGCGAGGGAGAUGGAAGAGGCCAGGCAUGCUGCCCGGGGUGACAGAGCCGUCGCCAGCAUACAGACGGAGCAUGACCAGGCCGCAGCAGCAUUGGCCGCAGCAGAAGUGAAGAGAGUGGAGCAGGAGGAAGAACGGCCUAAAAAGCGCCCAUCCAUCAUGUCUCCAGAGGAUGACAAACUGAGGGUCAAGAAGAAGAUGACCGUGCGCUUCCAGGAUGAUAGCAAGACUGAUGAUGUGCCAGGGCGCAAGAUGGCCUCGCCGCCUGGUAUUGGUAUAGAGAACAGCCGCGAGGAUCAGAAGCCGGGAGGUAUCAAGGUGGUGCAGCUAGCCGUGUUGCAGAAACAAAACAACGACCACGGCAAUAAUGAAGACUCUGAUGAGAAAGGCGGCAAGCAGGGCCUGAUGGAUGACGACGAGGAGACUGACUCGAGCGGCUCCAUCUCGGACUCGGCCACCAAUGAUCAUGAGGGUCGUCCGCAUGUGUGCGAUGUUUGCGACCUCAGGUUCCAGCGUUCGUCCCACCUCUCCCGCCACAAGCUGACCCACACGGGCGAGCGCCCGUUCACGUGCGGCGGCUGCGGGCGAUCCUUCGCACGCUCCGACAAGCUGCGUGUACAUACUAAGAUCUGCGAGAAGGAGGACCCAACAGUGGACAUGGCCAACGAGGCUCGCGAGACGAAGCGCGAGAGCAACUCGGAGGUGAUGUCCGGCAUGGUGCGCACCACGCACCGCGAGUCCGGGCACCUCGUGUUCACGCCCAGCGGGGACGUCAUGCUGCCGCCAAGAACCAACCCUGUGGUCCUGAAUUCUACGUUGGAGCCGGUCCGCAAUGAGAUCAACCCGGGGGACCUUGUGGACCCGCCGCGUCGGGGCCGCGGGAGGCCCCGCAAGACCCCAUUGCCGCUGACCCCGAAGAUAAAGAAGCGUAGAGGACGCCCGCCUAAGACUUCGCUCGAUAUGGAAGGUUACGUGCUAACGGGCGGAUCACUAGUGGGCGAUAUGGAAGGCUGCGUAUUAACGAGCGGGUCUGUAGUGGGCCCCAGUCCUCAGUCGCUGCACCUCACGCCGUCGGGGCAACAUCUGCUCAUGAAGAGGAAGCGCGGACGCCCACCCAAGAACUACCACGUUCCUCGAACAGAAGGACGACCCAAUGAGAACUACAACGCGACGAACCUGCCCUUCGGAGACUUUGCCUACCUGACCGAGAUGAUGUACAACCCCCUGGCCUUCAACUACGGAGUCACCAGCGUCGACCCUGACCGCAACGUCGACGCGGACCAGACAGUCACCACCGACACCUCCCACGAUAGAACCAUCGACGUCUCAGACUCUUCAUCCGAUGAUGACGACAACUCACGCGUGGAACCAGAGGAGAACGUACCCCCGGUCGCCAUGGAAACGCAAAUCAUGACCGUCGGCGACUGCCAAAUCGUCAAACUGCCCCCCAAUUCCGACGACAAGGAUGACAAAACCGAUCAGAUACAAGACAACAACCAAGUUACGUCUACAGCUUCCAGCUCCGUCACAAUAACGCCGAUAACCACAGUGGGGGACUGUACCAUACGGCCGGUGGAGAAUAACACAUAAAGUGCCCGAUCGUCGUCUACCCCAUGGUAAGUGAAUGUCCAUUAUCUCCCUCUAAAAUAUUAGUGAGAACUCUUUAACUAUGCUCUUGUAUUAUUGGCAUAGUGUACGUUUUUUAAAUGCAUUAUACUUAUCAAAAUAUUGGGAUUUUCCCUCUUUUUCAAUGUAAACUUAGCUACUUGUGUAGCGCGAUGUAGGUCGGGGUAGACAUAUUAUUGUGGUAGCAUUGAUUUGAUUACGACGUGUCUUUACCGUGCUAUAGAUAUAAAUUUGUCUUCCUUGUGUGAGUAAUCUAAGUUGGCUAGUUAGCAGAGAAGUUCCUUUCGGAGGCUGUACCGUUGGAUGGUUACAAUUAUAACCGUCAAACUAAGAAUAGGUCUUAGAAAAAUCUGGCAGCUGCCUUGACGUGAUACGGCCGAAAGACGACGUUCCAGACCGAGAAAAAAACUUAUAUCAUAUUUUACUUAAUACAUUUUUUCUCUCAUGACGUUUCUGGGAACAGUCGGCUUUCAUAACUAGCCAAGUCCCAAGACUAUUCGCCUAAAUAUCUACGAAAUGCUACUACAAUGAUUCGCAUUUUAUCUUUAAACGAUUAUAAAAUCGACUGUCGACAUGCAUUUAAUUGGUGGAUCGGGGAGUGAACACAGCAAGCUUUAGUUUAACCGUGAUACUCAACUCUGUAAUGAACAAAUGAAUCGUCACAAUUACGCAGAACGUUUUGCGGGAAAAUUCAAUGCUUAUACAAGAUUGUAUGUGGAAUUUCGGGGAGAUACCGCUUUAAUAUGGCAACACUUAAUAAAAAUAAAACAAUAAAUAAAAAAUAAAAACGUAGUAGUUUAAGCAGCUCACACAAGUGCCAGUUUCCAUACAUAUUACAAUAGAUAAAACGUUAUUUACACAAAUAUAAUUUAAUUUUCCCGCAAAACAUACGUUCAACCAUAUGAUUAUGUAUAGAUAUGUAAUAUUUUGCGAAUAUCUACAUAGAGGCGUCAUAUUUACUACAUAAAUGUUAUAACGUGAACUAUAUAGGUAUUGUAACAUUAAUUAUGAAAUUUGUGCACUUUGAAGUUGCCUUCAGUGUUUGACAACUUUCUUUUAAGCACUUGUCAAAAGUAUUAAAGAUUUAUACCUAGUUAUUUUUCGUGAGCAUGAAAGGAUACUUAUAUAAACAAAAUACACGCGGAAAUGGUAAGGACUAAUUAAGUAUUUAACCAACCGACGUUGGCCAAGGCCUCGGUGCCAAUUCUGACACAAUCUUAACACGUUGGCAGUCCAGUGAUCCAUAUACGGGUCAUGACGAACUAGCUCCGUACAUUCGUGACCCAUACAUGGGUCACUAAUAAACGAAUUGAAGUAAUAUGCGGGACUUACAAGGAAGUCAAAACAUUUUGUAUGGGGACUGUCAACGUGUUAACCUAAUUUUAGUUGCGACAGCUCUUCGAACUAGUGCCGUCCUUCACUUACAAUAGGUGCAAGAGAGACAGAGCUAGUUUUAGUCCUGUCAAAUUGAUGGUGGCUCGAAUAGGCACCAUUGCAUAGCUGUUAGCAGAAAAGUUUACUACCAGUUUACCACUCUAGAGCGAAUAAAUUUAUUUAAUUUGCUUAUAAAAUGAAGAAUACAUGAACAUAGCGUCGCGUUCUCGCGAAAACCAUGUAAGUGCCUUUUAAAAAAGUACAUUCUGGUGUGAUUUUCUUCGACAAAAGCUCGAUCUCAAUUUCCAUUCAAGUAAGAAUUGAGACUAUACAUUUUUUUACCUCAAUUGGGUAUUUGACUGGGUCAAAGAUAAAUUAUAAAAUUCUAAUCCGGAAAUAGAAGCCAGUCUAAGAUGAUCAAAAAACAUUCUCAUUUUACUUUUCGACUUAUUUUCCAAUUUUAUUUAUGAAUUAAGUAACAAUGAGUACGUUUGACCGCUUUUAUUGAUGACGUCACAGUACAGUAUUUCCGUACAAACUCCAAAGAAAACUUUCGUUUUGAAGUUUCGUAAAAAGUAUAUCGUUUGACUAGGUUGUCAAGUAGCCUAUUAAAACUAGCUCGUCUAUUGCGAGGAUUUGUUAACAAUAACCACAUGCGAAUGUGAUUUUCCAAAAUGGCGCUUAUGGGGUUUUCUAGAAGGUGACGAUAUAUAACAAUACAUACAUGAUACACCAACAUUCAACGAGAAAAAUCAUAUUAAGUCAUCGUCAUGCUCACGAAUUUCAAUUGAUCUGAUUAUGAAAUAAUAGGACUUACUAUCACUCUAUUAAAAUUAGAAUACUCUAAUGCUGGUUCUACUUUAAAGGAAAAAAAAACACUUGGAAGUUUAAAAUGACAACACUAAUGGAAAUUAUCCAAUCACAACCCAUCUGUGUUGCCAAUUUAAGCUAAUUUAACUUGUAGCUUUAAAAAUGGCAAUUAUGCCAAAUUGUUCCCAUGGUAAUGUCGUCAUGAGUAGAAUCGGCAUUAUAUUUUUGAACAAGUGUCUUUAUGUUAAUUAAGAAGUAGAUUGGCUGUCUGAAUAAGUUUACGUUAAAACUUUAGUUAUAUUUAUAGUUAUGUAGUGUAAGCACAUGCUAUACGCCUUUUCCAUGUCUUAUCCGUGUAGUUUAGUGCGGGUUUUCACUCAAUUUCAAUACUUCACAUAUCGGAAGAAACACAAUCGGAAGAUUCAAGCGGGCACAAAAAAUCGUAUUAAAAAGCUUUAACGCCUGCGAAAUUCUCAAUGCAAAUACGUUUCGUGGCUGUAUGGGCUACGUGCCCUUCGCCUAACCAGUACAACCAAAAAAAAAAGAACUGUUUCGACGGAAUAAAGUGAAAACUCGAGCUAGAUCUACAGUAUCAAUCUCUGUGAAUACUAGAUCGUAGAACGUAGUGUCUUAGAUAAAAUUUAAUAUUCUAAAUAUUACUCGGCAACACCACACGAACAAGUGAUACGACGUAAGCAUAUAUUUAACAGAUUAGCCGUAGUGUGGCAGGUGCGACACGACACACGGACCUCGACCAAUACACACAGCGUAUACUACGUUGAUAAACGUGUCGUAUAAGCAGUCGAAGCCCGCGAUGUUUGUCGUGUCGCACCUGCCAUACUACGGCUGCAUAUCUAAUAAUAACGUAUAUUUCUUAUAGUUUUGCCUGUAAAAGCAAUGAAUAAUGUAUCUUAGUGAAUAAAUAUCGUAUGCAAUAAUAGGUGACCUUUCAACUGAAAAAAGUUCAAGACUGUUAUAAAUUAUAGAUCGGACGCUUAAAUAUCAAAAGCGGAAAAAGAAGGAUAACUCGGUCAAUUUUCAAAGAAUAUGACUAAAAUAAGACCUUCGUGGCCUACUUUUUCUUUUUUCAAUUGAAAUGUAAGUCACGGUCAUAUUAUAGUAUGUAUAACCCCAUAAGGACAGCUGUGUAUCUUAAGCCAGGGAGCUGUAAAACAGCAGUGGCACGAAUCAUUAUUUUUUUAUAUACGGAACCCCACAAUUUAGUUCCUUUAUUUUGAAAUACGCUUCAAAUAGUAAUUUUUGCAUAAAUAAUAAAUGUCUAAAGUAUUAUCUACUGCUACUGGCGACUUAAACAGUUAUUUUCAGUGGAUUAUCUGUACAGUAGAAUAGUUCCUAACAUGUAAUCGAAACAAAAUUAUAACCUUUGAAAUACUAGAGUAGCGGAACGUAAUAAUUUCUUUAAUUUAGUUUUUAAGUCGAAAUCAUUACGAUCAAAUUAAUUUACAAUUAAUUUUAUUUUUUCGAAGUUAAGUUAAAUUUAAAUUUUGUCGUGCGAACAUUUUAAUUUACGUAUUUAAAGGAAGACUGCUCGGAUUCGCUUUGCUAUUUAACUUUGACAGUUUUGUUUUUUAAGUAACUUUUUAAAUGUAGCCCAGAAGAGGCAAAGUAAUGAUGAGUCUCAGACGGCAAGCUAAGCUUUUGAGAAUUAUUUAAAUAUAGGAAUCUGUAUUUUUAUAACGAAACUAAGCGUAGGUUUUAUUGAGUACUCGUAUAAUUUUAAUCAUUUAUCCCACAGCGUAAGUUUAGUGUUAUGUUAGUUGAGUUGCGUGCCGUAUUGGCGUUGUGUUGUCGUUAAGUUUAUUAAGUGUUUCUUUUAUAAAGUCCACGAGUAACGGAACACUUUUUUAUUGUAGAUUUGUGUCAGGUAGCACUCGCUUGACCAGACAAAUGGGGAACUCCGUCGGUUCUGGUCAGAGUAACAGUUUGCAAUAAUUCUAUUCUAUAACAAAUCAGUCAUAAAUUCAUAAUAGUUAUUGCAAGACCAUUCCAUCCAUCCAUUAUAGACGGUGACACGCACCUAUCAUGUUGGUCGAACAGAAAGCUCUGAGGCGUGGGUACUUAGUUCAUCCUAUGACGGGUGUACCUUUGACUACCCCAUUGGGAUAUGAUCGGGAGUUUCUAUUUUUAAUGCAAGUCAAAACAGUUUUGAGAUUAGCCCGCAUAUAUAAUGAACAGUCUAUGAUGUAUUUGAUCCUCGCAAGUUGUGCCAAUAUUCCUAAUACGUACUCGUGGACUUAUCCUUUGGCAAUAUGACGAAAGUAAUUUAUGGAAUGUUAGAGGAGUGUUCGGUUGACUGCAUUUAUAUUUAAAGUUUUGUUGUUUCCAACGGUUUUGAAGAAAAUGUUGUAAAUGAACUUGUAUGGUUUGAUCAGGCAUCUAUGUGUUAAGUCAAAAUUGCAGCUGUAGUUGUUUCUAUAAGCAUGUGAAUUCGACAUCUGGGAGCGUUGUGGCGCGGUGAUUUGUAUGAAACCGUUUUCGAAGGUUCAAAUUCUAAAUUUGAUUAAACUAGUGUUUUGUUGAACAAUGUUUUGAUGAGAACUAAAGUCUCGACAUCAUCAAAGAGCCAUUUACCUAUAAAGUUCGAUAUCGUAAGUCUGGAUGGCGGUGUUUAAAUAGUCACAAUUUCAGUUUAAAAUUCUCAAAAGACAUUACACUUAAUGAGAAAUUAACGUAUAUAAGUAAAUAAAUUGAGUGGUGUCAUAUCCACGAUUAGCUCUUUGAUGCUGUUGAAACGUACUAUUCAUCAAAAACCAACACUUCCGGAUUUUUGUUUAACAAAACACGAGUUUUGUUAAGUUUUGAAUUUGGAACAUUAACAAUGAGAAUUAAAAUCUUAUAACACCCACUGUAAAAUGACAUUGGUUUUUUUGUUCCUCGUAUUUAAUAUUUUUCUGACAAUUCUCAUAAAACAUGAACUUUUUAGGUGGUAAGUAUAUAAGUUUCGGGUUCGUCAAAAAGGGUCCAUACAAAUCUAUGAUAUAAUAUUCGCGCGAAAAGCAACCAUUGCAAAAGCAUUUCUUCUUCUUCUUUCUUUCUUUCUUCAUUGCCGCUUGGCUCGCAGGUGUAGAGUUUACGGCAUAGCGUAACUUGAAUAUUUUAAACUUAUUAGUGACAGCUGAAUUAAAUCCAAAUCAGUCUUCUGUUUAGUUUUAGUACAUUUACUCUGUGACAGCGACACAAUCAUACUCGAGGUAGCGCAAGGAUUCGGAGGGUAGUUCUAAACGUAUUUUGUUAGCGAUCAGGAUUCGGCGAGCGUAUAUUUUUUUGUAACGCCGACUUUCCUGUAUUGUGAAAUGAUUAAGUUAUUGUCAUUUUACGUUGUGAUCAUGUGAGUGCAAAAUUUAUAUUAUUAUGUAACCAGUUUCGUUGACAAACGUCAAUUUACGGGCAGCAGAAGUAACAACUAUUAUGUAAUUCUGCGUAGUCCAAAAGCAGUAUUUUUUAGAUUGUAAUCUUUUAUUAUUAUGAACUUUUUAUUAUUUUAACAUUUAUCAGAUACGAUCGUUAGUUUAUUUCUAACAGUGAACUAUUUAAUAAAGAAAUCACAAAAUGAA
Molecule: messenger RNA, 8146 nt
Organism: Pectinophora gossypiella (pink bollworm)
Lineage: Eukaryota; Metazoa; Arthropoda; Insecta; Lepidoptera; Gelechiidae
Product: myoneurin-like
Exons: 13
Coding region: 162-2351 (729 amino acids)
Biological process (GO): regulation of transcription by RNA polymerase II
Cellular component (GO): nucleus
Molecular function (GO): DNA binding; protein binding
Source: RefSeq, a predicted model, not a curated record